Molecule: messenger RNA, 1629 nt
Organism: Acaulospora colombiana
Lineage: Eukaryota; Fungi; Glomeromycota; Glomeromycetes; Diversisporales; Acaulosporaceae
Source: the annotation of a GenBank genome assembly
AUGAGCAAUUAUCGUGAAAAAGGAAAUGUCGCAUUUAAAAAAGGAGAUUUCCUUACAGCAUGGACUCUGUAUACACAAGGCCUCUCCGAAGAACCUACGGACCCAUUUCUCUGGUGUAAUCGUUCCUUGGUAAACAUUAAAUUGGAGACAUUCGAACUUGGAUACAUGGAUGCCCUGAAAGCUCAUAACAUCUUAACUUCCCCUGAUAUUCCUGAUCCAAAUUCUCCGUACUCUAGCAAACUAUUAGAAGACACAAACUUGCAGAAUCUUCUCAUAAAAACCUACAAGCGAAUGGCCGAAUCAAUGUCAUUAUUUGGAGUUUCCCGACGGGCGGCUACCAUCCUGGAAAGUUUAUUAGACCACCCGACAUACAGCAAAUAUAUUAUAAAUAAUAAAGAUAGGGAAGACUUUAAGGUCAAUCUUGGAAAGUAUCGAGAUAGAUCGAAAUUGACACUUAAAACACUGGAAGAAUCAAUUCCCGCUACAAAUGUCUCGAAGCAAGAAUAUAUCGAUAAGUGUUUGGACAUGGGAUCAAGCAAUUUUGAUUAUCGGUGGGAUAGAAAGCGACAGGAGGAUAGGUGUUCCGAUGCGAACGUUCGAGAACUCCAGAAAGAAUUAACACCCUAUCUUCGGCGUAAUGUCAGCGUUGGCAGGGUAGCAUUUGUCAAUGGAAACAAUUCUUCAAGCGAGAAAUUUUCGUCGUUUCAAAUGGGAAUUUUUGCGGAAGAAGAUAUCCCGGAAAAUGAGGUGAUCUUGAAGGAGGAAUCAUUCCUCGUGGUUCAUCCUUACACAAUUCCAAGGUGUCAUCAUUGCGCGCGUCGCAUCAGGGGCACCAACAACGAACACCCAAAAGCUCCUCCGAAUUUCAAAUGUGAGAAGUCCAAUUGCAAUGAGGUGUUCUGUAGCAAACGAUGUUACAAAAUGGCUGAAUUACAAUAUCACACUGCUUUGUGUGGUAAAGACCUUCAACCUUUCUUGUCGCUCGUUCGCCAACGAAAAUCCGGGAAUAAUGAUAAAAGUCCCAUGAUGCUUUUAAAACUUUUUGCCAUAGCGAAAAUUCAAAAAAUCACCCCUCUGAACGUUUCAAAUCUAAGAUUCCUUUCUCAAUUUCAUCCUUCGAAGCUCCCAUCAUCAUUGACUAACACCACGACCACUCUUCCAGCAAUAUUAAUCGAUUUCUAUUUAGAAACCCUAAACAUAUUAGGCAUCUCUCCGUACGACGUGAACUAUGACUUUUGGAUCUACAUCACACUAUUUAAUAUCCUGAGAGUCAACGUGUUUGGAUCUCCCGGAUACUUGUGUCUAUAUAGGUUCACGUCUUUGAUCAACCAUUCCUGUCAGUCCAAUAUCGCUUCACUUCAUGUGACUUCCGAAGAUGAAGAUUAUGCCUCCAAACACGAGAUCGAGGAGAAUGACAUGGUGAUCAUUUCUUCGAGAGAGAUCAAACGAGGUGAACAGAUAUUUACAAGUUAUUGUGACCCAACGAUUAGUAAAGUGAAGAGGGGAAUGGUUUUGGUGCCUACAUAUGGGUUUGAAUGUGAUUGUGAGAAAUGUAAGAACGAAGAGCCCAAUGAUCUAAGUUCUUUGUAUUCUAUUCCUUUGUGGCUUAUCAGCACUCCUAAAGAAUAA